Sporothrix brasiliensis 5110 is the source of this 3501-nucleotide messenger RNA. RefSeq lists its product as uncharacterized. The record is from RefSeq and is a predicted model, not a curated record. Gene Ontology annotation, cellular component: nucleus. The coding region runs from base 1 to 3501 and encodes 1166 amino acids. The transcript is spliced from 3 exons. NCBI's taxonomy places the organism in Eukaryota, Fungi, Ascomycota, Sordariomycetes, Ophiostomatales, Ophiostomataceae. Gene Ontology annotation, molecular function: DNA binding; DNA-binding transcription factor activity, RNA polymerase II-specific; zinc ion binding. Gene Ontology annotation, biological process: regulation of DNA-templated transcription; DNA-templated transcription.
AUGGACAGCACAAGGACGACGCGACGGCAGACACGCACCCGCACACGUACGGGAUGCAUGACCUGCCGGGCCCGCAAGAUCAAGUGUGACGAGACGGCGACGACUUGCCGCAAUUGCACAAGAGCACAAGUCGACUGCUUGCGGCCGGACGGGGACAAUGCCAGUCUGCAUCAGACGGAGAGGGUGCAGUUGGCGGGCCAGGCUGUCAGCGCGCACAACGGCGACCGCUUCACACAAGCCGGCCUCCAACGGCAACGCGCAAAACGGUCGUGCAAUGCUUGCCGACGAACGAAGAAGCGCUGUGGCGGCGAGCGGCCGCAAUGCGUGCGAUGCACCGACAAGGACGUGUGCUGUGUCUACGACGAGCCCGGGGAGAUUCUUGCCCUCUCGCAAACGACGGCAUCGCCGAUCUCGCCCUUGCCCUCGGUAGACCUCCUCGCAGACAAGGUGAUUGUGCGCCGUCUCUGCGACGCCUUCUUCAACGAAGUCGCCCCUCUACGAUGCUUUGGUUUCUUGCACCGGCACACCUUUCUACAAAAAGUGGACGCGACGGACCACCCACGAGACGAUCCUCUGCUGCUGGCCGUCUGUGCUCUGGCGACUAAGACGAUUGCCAUGAAGGAGUACGAUCUGUGGGACGUCGGCAGCGGAUGGGCCCGCGAGGCCCAGGCAUCUGUUGUGGCGGCACUCGACGACAUGAGCGUCCGCCGGCUCAUGUGCCUGGUGCUGCUGUACGAGCACGCCGCGCGCACGGGCGAGACGCGCCAGUGUUUUCAGCUGUCGGCCCUGGCGUCGCGCAUGACACAGGCGCUGGGUCUGAAUCUGGAGCAUGACGAAGACGUGCUCGACACGUCGCAGAUGUCGGCCGUGUCCCGCGAGUCCCGCCGCCGACUAAUGUGGGCGUGCUAUCUGCUGGACACGAUGCUGGCGUGCGGACUGCGGGACUUGCAGGUGCUGGAGACGGCGAGCCUGCGGAUCCAGCUGCCGUGUGACGAGCGGCAUUUUGUCUACAAGGUGGCGGUGCACACGGCCAUGGUGGACACGACGUUUGCCCCCAGACGGAGCAGCCGGAAAGGCCCCCUACGGUCCACCAACCAGGGCAUCGACGCCUUCUCGGUCCGCCUCUACCUCAUCCGCGACCACGUCCUGCAGUACAUCAACAGCGACACCGACAAGGACGACCCGUGGCGGCUGGUGGCGCUGAUUGCCGAUUUGGAGGCGUGGAAGGACGCGCUGACGCCCGAGCUGCAGUUUACGUCGGAUGUCCUCGCCGUGCGGAAAGACGAGGGCCGGCUGGCGGCGCUGGUGUCGCUGCACGUCCUGUACCACCAAGUCAACUGCCUGCUGUACCGGUGCACGAUUCCGAGCAUGCUCUUCCCGGCCCGCACGCAGACCGGCCUCUCCGUCAAGGCGUCGCCCGAUUUCUUGGCCGAAAGCCGCAAGGGCUGGUUCGGGCACGCGUGCGCCAUGAGCGCCAUCUUCGAAGUGUCCCUGCAGCACCAGCCGCUGUCGAUGACGGACCCGGCGGUGGCGCCGUCGGCGUACAAUGCCAUCAUCAUCAAGUGGCUGUACCUGACCAACUUUGUCAGCAUGGGGGACGAGAAGCAGCACCAGCUGAAUGCCAUACUGCCGCUCGUCGACAUCGACCUCCAGUUCCUGCAAGCACUGGCCAGCUACCACCCGUCGGUCGGCACGAUUGCGAGCGUCGCCGCGCGGCUGGUUGACGAGGCAAAACGAAGGAUUGCUGUCAAUCCGGUCAUCCGUCUCUCCGAAACCGGCGUCCCCGACCAGAACCACAGCGCGACGUCCAUUUCGCCCGACGUCCGCAUGAACCAGCUGUCGACAUUUGCCCGCAUGCGCAAGACGAUUCCCGACGUGCAUGCACCAGACCGGGGUUCGCCGACAUCGUCGCCGGGCCUGAGUACAUACAGCUCGCCACAGUCCGACUGGGCCGGCGAAGAGCGACUCUGGAUCACUCUUGUACAAAGCCGUCACGCCAUCCCGGCUGCCCGGUUUGUCGACGUCAAAGUCCCAGCGGUCGGGCAUCUUCAUACCGGCAUCGAUGUGGUUGUAGACGACGCGCGUCGAAAUGCCGUCGCGGAAGUACCACGGAUCCUCCGUGGCGAGCUGCCACUUUUCAAGGCGCCGGCGGCAGUCCAAAAGAACCUCCUUGUGGGCCUCGUCGUUGGCCAAAUUGUGCACCUCGUCCGGGUCCGCCUCGAGGUCGAACAGUUCUUCCGGGCCGCGCCGGAUGUAGUUGGCAAUCGUGCGCUGGCCGAUCUUGGCCGCCUCGGCAUUGCGCAUGCCCUCCCACGAGACGGCCCCGUACAAGUCCCCGGGGAAGGGGAAAUCGAGCUGCCAGGCCACGUUGCGGUGGUACUUGUACCGGCGGGUGCGCAGGUAGCGGGUCGGGUAGUAGGCCGUGAGCUCGUGGAACGUGUGGGAGCCGAAGACGUGGUCCCAGCCGGGGAGAGCAGCAGACUCGCCCAGAAUCGGCAAGAAGGACCGGCCCUGUCGUUUGCUGCCACCGCCACCGCCGCCAUUGGCGUUCAGCUCCGGAUGGCCCGCCCAGUCCAAGAACGUCGGGAGAAUGUCGACAAAGGACACCAUGUUGGGGUUGACGACGCCCGGCGUGCCGCCCGGCGCGCGCACGAUGAGGGGGAGGUGCACACCCGCGUCGUACAGCGUGCUCUUGGAGUUGACAAACGGCGGGCCAUUGUCGCUCGUGAACAGGACGAGCGUGUCGUUGUCCAGCCCGGCGGCCUCGAGCUCGCCCAGCAGCAGGGCCACGCCCUGGUCCAUGCGCCAGACGGCGCUGUAGUACUCGGCCAGUUCCUGGCGGACUUCGGGGACGUCGGACAGAAAGGAGGGCACGUUGACGGACGCGGGGUCGUACGCCAGGUGGCUGACACGCCGGUAGUCCCCCGAGUUGCCGAACCCGCCGCGCGUGUGGUCGCGGUGCGGGUCGAUGUAGCCGACCGUCAGAAAGAAGGGCUUCUUGUCGGCAUCCGCAUUGACGCUCGCAAAGAACGCCUUGGCGCGCUCGGCCGUCCACGCUACGUCCCGCGUCGCGCUCUCCUCGCGCCAGUGCCACGGGUAGACCGUGUCCGGACCGACGUGCACCUUGUUGAUGAUGCCCGUGGUGUAGCCCAGGUCGUUGAAGAGCUUGGGCGAGCUCUCGACGUGGUCAAACGUGGUGAAGUAGUGCAGGCCGUUGAACCCGCGCAGCAGCCCGAUCUGGCCGUUCUCGUGCGUGUGCAGCCCCGUCUGGAUCACGGACCGGCUGCCGCUGCACGACGCGGUGCUGGCAAAGGCCAUGUCAAAGUAGGUGCCCUGGGCGGCGAGCUUGUCGAGGUUGGGCGUCUUGACACAGGACUCGCCGCAGACGCCCAAGUUGCGGCCGAGAUCGUCGGCGAUGAUGAGGAGGAUGUUUUUCAUGAUGGGCAGACGUGGUCGGGUUGGUUUACUUCCGAGGGGGACUACGACGAGAAGACGACUUGA